This is a messenger RNA of Stylophora pistillata, 1725 nucleotides long. RefSeq names its product Rieske domain-containing protein. The record is from RefSeq and is a predicted model, not a curated record. Lineage: Eukaryota; Metazoa; Cnidaria; Anthozoa; Scleractinia; Pocilloporidae. Gene Ontology annotation, cellular component: membrane. Gene Ontology annotation, molecular function: 2 iron, 2 sulfur cluster binding.
AACCUUUGUGGAAGUAGCUGAUGGCAUAUGUUUUGAUUGACAAGCAAUGCAAAUAGGAACACCAAUUAGUUGUUUGUUUGUUAGUCUGAGAUAACUGUGGGUUUUGUGUGUACAUGACACACAGGAACACCUCAACUGGAAUAAUGAAGACUGCCAUAGAGAAGGAUUGAACCAGCAACUGGGAGAGAAGCUCUGUAACUGAAGAACCUUGUUUAAAGAACCUAUUUUGACUUCCAUUUUUCUCGAAAUAUCAUGAUAUAGGCUCAUGAGUCAGACCUGAGAAACUACAUCAAUGAUAGCUUUUUCAAGAUGGGUGUCUGUGGUAUUCCAACUGUGAAACCUAAACAAGGAAAGCUUAUUUACAUUGGAUUUAUUUUAUUUGGUGUUUUGAUGUCAGCACUUACAUUUUUACCAGCCUUCAGAAGAUUCUUUGUGGUAAAUUCUUUGUACUGUAACAGAAAUACAAGUGAAGGGAAAUGCGAUACUUUGGUAGGGCACAUUUUGCUGUACCGGUUUUUCAUUGGAAUGAUGGUGUUCUUUUUGCUCUUGGCAAUAAUCAACUGCCAGCUGACUGUGUUCACGACAUUCAGCAAUUGGCUUGAGAAUGGUCUCUGGUUCAUCAAGUUUCAUCUGUUUUGUUUCUGUGUUCUCUUAUCACUUCUCAUUCCCGAAGGACACCUCAGCAAUGCGAUAAUGCAUGUUGGUUGGAUUGGAAGUUUCAUUGUUAUGAUUAUUCAGGCCAUUUUGAUCAUUGAUCUAGCAAAAGCUCUCAAUGCUUAUUGGGUGGAAAGAAUGGAAGUCUCCUUGCGACCAAAAUUGUGGUAUUUUUCAAUGUUACUCUUCACGUCUCUGUUAUACACUUUUUCUUUAGCAUUUAUUGUGUAUUUUUAUGCCACUUAUACCACUUCAAAAGAUUGUAGAACAAACCUAAUAUUUGUCACAACUGUUGUUUUGCUUUGUACUUUUGCAUCACUCUUGUCAAUUCAUCCCAAAGUGCGAGAAACUGGACUCCUUCAAGCUGGCAUUGUUACGACAUAUUCUGUAUAUUUUGGAUGGACCUGCUUGCAGCAUUAUCCCUAUUCUGCCUGCAAUCCUAGCUGGAAUUUUUUAAUCCUUACAGAAUUUAAUUUCCAUAUUCAACUGAGCAUGAUCUUUGACGCUUUUGUGACAUUUUCACUGCUGGUAUACAGCGUACUUCAAGAAGCUUCAGUGCAGCAUCUUCUAACUAACACCAAUCUUAUUGUAGACUGUUGGAAUUUCCAGUCCCAAGUUGAGAACCACCCUUCAACUGUCCAGGAGAGUGAGGAAAAGCUACUGGUCACCUCAACAUAUCUCUUGUUUUACCUUUUUCUUAUUUUGAUUUGCCUACACCUCUUAAUGGUUAUAAGCAACUAUUACACCCCUGAAGGUAUAGUUGGCACUGAAGACGAAGUGCUGGAGUCAGAAUACGACAAACUUGUGGACAUGGAUAAAUAUGUGAAGUCGUUAAGCCAGUGGGUUGCCUCUUGUCUUAAAAUGAUUGUGUGUGUUGCUUUUCUUCUCCUGUAUAUGUGGACUAUUCUAUCGCCUGUUGUUUUACCAGCAAACAAGUAACUCCAGCCCACAAUUUUACUACAUUUUACUAAAAGCAGCCAAAAGAUCUUCCAGACCUUACUAGUUGUACUGCACCAUUGAACAGUGAUGAAGGAGAUCCCUUCUCCCCGGGGUUAUUUGGUAAGAGAAAAU